Messenger RNA from Owenia fusiformis, 1082 nucleotides. Lineage: Eukaryota; Metazoa; Annelida; Polychaeta; Sabellida; Oweniidae. The record is from the annotation of a GenBank genome assembly.
AAUUUCAACAUUUGUGAUUUAAUACUUACUCUUUUGGGUUAACUGGUAACAAAAUAACGACUUUGUUUACUGAGCAUAGACAUCAUUUUUAGGGGCGAAAAGUUCAAAACCACAAAUAAUAAAUUUUCUAACGAGUCUCAGCUUUCAGUUCCCGACAGCGAGAGUUGCAGCGAGAUUUGAUAUUCACGAGCUCGUUUUUCAAAAAAUCUUCAGUUUUUGAUGGUUUACACUGUAUUUAGACCUUAGUUAUGCCUUAUGCCAAUCAGCCAACAGUUUACAUAAGUGAACUGACAGAUGAUAAUAUUAAAUUUGUCCUUGAAGACACAGAUCUCAGCGUUGCAAACAGUAUAAGAAGGACAUUUAUCGCAGAGGUUCCAAUCUUAGCCAUAGACUGGGUGCAAAUAGAGGCAAAUUCUACAGUACUACACGAUGAGUUUAUUGCACACAGGGUUGGUCUUAUUCCACUGACAUCAGAUGACAUUGUGGACAAAAUGCAGUACUCCAGAGACUGCACAUGUGAUGAGUUCUGUUCUGAUUGUUCUGUUGAGUUUACACUGGAUGUACGAUGCUCUGAUGACCAGACACGUCAUGUCAGCAGUGCUGAUCUCAUCUCAAGCAACCCAAAAGUAGUCCCGGUGACAUCGCGGCACAGAGAAGAGCAGGAUGAUUAUGGAGAGCAAGAUGAUAUUGUCAUUGUGAAACUGCGAAAGGGACAGGAAGUGAAAUUGAGAGCUUUUGCACGUAAGGGAUUCGCAAAGGAACAUGCUAAGUGGAACCCAACCUGUGGUGUGGCGUUUGAAUAUGACCCAGACAAUGCCUUAAGACACACUGUAUACCCCAUACCAGAGGAAUGGCCAAAGAGCGAAUUCUCUGAAAUUGAUGAGGAAGAAGCUCAAGCACCAUUCAUUGGCAUUGAGACACCAAAAAAGUUUUACAUCAACAUUGAGGCAUGCGGAGCUUUAAAGCCGGAGAAUAUCGUCUUUUCUGCUCUCUCAGGACUGAAACGUAAACUAAGUGAUCUUCAAACCCAAUUAAGUCAUGAAAGACAAUCUCAUGCAUUGACCAUUGAUGGAUAGUGUACA